GGACAGAAAGAUAAAUGCGGGAAGAAAGGCCAUAAUAAUUCUUCACGUUGUGAGUUAUAAGUCUUAUUAUUAUGCAACGAGUUAUAUAAUUUUGAACAAGGAAUAUCGUCAAAGAGGUAAAUUAAAACUGCUUUAACAUGCCGGCGAGUCAAAAAUUGGUUAACGAGUUUAUAUCUAUAACAGGUAGCGAUGAAACAACUGCAAAUCAUUUGCUCGAAGCCUUUUCUAACAACUUAGAGUUAGCAGUGUCGAAUUAUUUGGAUGAAAAUGCGUCAAAAAACAACUCUGAAAACGGUUCCGCAGCAUCCAAGAACAAUAAAGAUAAAGUAAGAGCACCAAUCCCACAAACCAGAGGUGUCCUUGUGGAAGAGUCUCAUACAUGGACCCCAGCACCCCGCAGAAGACAACAUUCAGUUUUUGACGGCUUCCGUAAUUUUAAAGCAGAAGCAGAUGAUACAACAGGUUCUACGGACAAGAACGUUAAAAGAUUGGAAGAUUUAUUUCGUCCACCGUUGGAUAUGAUGCAUCGUGGUUCCUUUGAAUCAGCAAGAGAAGAAGGCACAAAAUCAAAGAAAUGGCUUCUCGUAAACAUUCAAAACACAAAAGAAUUUGCAUGCCAAGUAUUAAACAGAGAUGUUUGGAGCAGUUCUUCCGUGAAGACGAUAAUAAAAGAAAACUUUGUGUUUUGGCAGGUCUACAGUGAUAGUUCUGAAGGCGAAAGGUUCAUGACGUUUUAUUCAAUAAAUGGUUGGCCUCAUGUCUCAAUACUUGACCCACGUACUGGGGGAAGGAUGGGCGUGCUAACCAAUAUAACAAAGGAUUCUGUGAUACAAGAAGUCCGAGCAUUCCUUGACGGUCACGGAACAUUAGACCCUGAGGAACCACCAACUAAAAGAACAAAGAGAGACAUCCUUGAUGCAAGUGAAGACUCUCAGCUUGCAGCUGCGAUUGCUGCUUCACUGAGAGAGAAUACGGCAAAGAAAGUCGUGGAUUCUGAAUCAGAAUUCGAAAUUUCAUCUGAAAGUGAAGAUGAGAAGAAGAAUUCGGAAGAAAAGGAUGGAAACAAGGAGCAAGAAGAUCAGAAAAUUAAAGAGGAUGUCAAAACUGAACAAAAACCGCGAAAACCUCUCGUAAAAAUUUUCCCAAAGAAAAAGAAACCAAAUGUUGAGAACUCGAACUCUGAAAAAACAAGUGAAAUGUUUUCUGCGCCAAGUAAACAGGUUGAACCAACAAGUUUAAAUUGCAAUGGGAAUUCACGUUCCACAAAUCCUGUUUCAAAUGGAGCUUCCAAAUGUAAACUUGUGCUGAGAUUUCCAAAUGGAAAGAGAGAUAUAAUCACCAUGUAUGCGUCAGAUACACUGAAGGAUUUGGCUCACUUCAUAUCAAGCAAAGACUUUGAUUUAAAAUUUUACGAAUUUUUAACAAAUUUUCCGCGAAAAAAACUUUCUUCGAUGGAUGAUUCUAUUACGCUUGAUGCUGCUGGACUUUGCCCACAAGAUACUAUUUUUAUACAAGAGAAGUUAUGAAUACCUGUCAUACUACUGGUUUUAACUGCCGCAGUACUUGCAUAUGAUGUUUAUUGUACUAUUGUGACGUGGACCUUUAAAAAUUCCUUUCUGAAAUCUGUGCUACACAAAUUGCAAUAUUUUUCUAAAUAAAUCUGUACAGAUGAUACCAAAAAGA
This is a messenger RNA of Ciona intestinalis (vase tunicate), 1683 nucleotides long. RefSeq names its product UBX domain-containing protein 7-like. Lineage: Eukaryota; Metazoa; Chordata; Ascidiacea; Phlebobranchia; Cionidae. Gene Ontology annotation, molecular function: ubiquitin binding. The record is from RefSeq and is a predicted model, not a curated record. Gene Ontology annotation, cellular component: nucleus. Gene Ontology annotation, biological process: proteasome-mediated ubiquitin-dependent protein catabolic process.